UCGCCACGAUCAUUUAGACAUCAUUGUCAAAAAAACGUCACCGGUUUUUGAGGUUAUAAAUCUAAUCAAAACUCGAAUUCUCAUUAAAAAAAAUUGUGCAAACGUGGCUAAUUUCGUUUAAUAAUCAUGGCAAAGCGUUCCCAACCCGAAUGGACCCCUUACGAAAUAAAAGACGCCCCGGUUUUAAAACUUUACAACAGUUUAACUCGGCGCAAAGAGGUUUUUGUGCCCAAAAAUGGAAAAAAGGUGUCUUGGUAUAGUUGUGGACCCACCGUUUAUGAUGCUUCCCAUAUGGGACACGCAAGGUCGUAUAUAACUUUUGAUAUACUACGAAGAGUUUUGAGUGAUUAUUUUGGUUAUGAUAUCUUGUAUGUUAUGAAUAUUACUGAUAUCGAUGAUAAAAUUAUUAAAAGGGCUCGACAAAAUUAUCUUUACGAACAGUAUUUAAAUGAAGAAAAAGACUUGAAGGAUGUUUUAAACGAUGCGGAAUUAGUUAUGAAAAAGUUUACUGAAACAGCGAAAGCGACAACGGAUGGCGAUAAAAAGUUAAUGUAUGAUAAAUUAUUAGAACGAUUAACGUUAGCGGUUGAAAAUUUACAAAAUUCCAUUAAAAAAGGGGAUAAAAACGAAAUUAUUUUAGCAAAAACCCAAUUUCUUAAAGAAUGCAAAGAUCCUUUAUCAGAUUGGUUAGAUUCUCUAUUAGGAUCUUCUGUUACAGAGAAUAGGAUAUUUUUUGAUCUCCCAAAUCAUUGGGAAAAAGAAUUUCAUAAAGAUAUGGAUGCUUUAAACGUUUUAAAACCCCACGUUUUAACCAGAGUUAGUGAAUAUAUCCCAGAAAUUAUCACGUACAUUCAAAAAAUCAUCUCGAAUGAGCUUGGUUAUGAAGCAAAUGGGUCUGUUUAUUUUGAUGUUUCAACUUUUGACUCAAAAAAGCAUCAUCACUAUGCCAAAUUAGUCCCAGAAGCUUAUGGAGACACUAAAAGUCUUCAAGAAGGUGAAGGAGAUUUAACCACAAGUGAACAAACAUCAGAAAAAAAAUCACCGAAUGAUUUCGCGUUGUGGAAACGAAGUAAAGCUGGUGAACCCGCUUGGGAUUCCCCAUGGGGUAAAGGACGACCAGGGUGGCACAUCGAAUGUUCCGCGAUGGCCACAGCUAUUUGUGGUGAAAAUUUAGAUAUCCACACCGGAGGGGUUGAUUUAAAAUUUCCCCAUCACGAUAACGAAAUAGCUCAAAGCGAGGCGUAUUUUGAUUCAUCCGAAUGGGUUAAAUAUUUCCUACAUUCAGGACAUCUUACAAUCGCGGGUUGUAAAAUGUCGAAAUCGUUAAAAAAUUUCGUCACCAUUCAAGAUGCCUUGAAAAAUUACACAUCAAGACAAUUAAGAUUCGCGUUUUUAUUACAUUCGUGGAAAGACACUUUAGAUUACAGCGUAAACACGAUGGAGAUAGCAGUUCAAUAUGAAAAAUUAUUCAACGAAUUCUUUUUGAACGUCAAAGACGUUACGAGAGGGACUAUUAAUCAAACGACGACCGAUUCGACAUUCUUAAAAUGGAACCGAAACGAAUUGGAGCUAAACGAAAAGUUUUUGUCCACGAAAAACUUGGUUCAUAACGCUUUAUGUGAUAACGUUGAUACGCGGAGCGUUUUGGAGACGAUGCGAGAUCUUGUUACGGCGACUAAUUUAUAUUUGAGGGAUCAAAAAAUCGUUAAUAAUUUGUUAUUGUUUGAUAUCGCGGUUUAUAUCACUAAAAUUUUGAAAAUUUUUGGCACCAUUAAUGAAAAUAACGAUGUUGGGUUCCCAAUUUCACAACAAACAACCGGAAAUAUUGAAUCAAUAAUAAUGCCUUAUUUAAGUAUACUAGCGGAAUUUCGCGAUAACAUUCGCCUCCAAGCAAAAAAUUUAAAAGCAACGGACAUUUUAAUACAAUGCGAUAAAUUACGAGAUGAAAUUCUCCCAAAUGUCGGUGUAAGACUCGAAGAUAAAGAAGGCGGAUUAAGCGCGGUUAAAUUGGUGGAUAAAGAGACGUUGUUGAAGGAAAAAGAAGCGAAAAAACAAGCUGAAUUAGAAAAAAUAAAAGAGAAGGAGAAGAAAAAAGCUGAAAUGUUAGCAGCUCAAGCUGCCAAAGAUGCUUUAAAACGUGUUAAUCCCAUCGACAUGUUUAAAUCUGAGAAGGAUAAGUAUUCGAAAUUUGAUGAAAUGGGGUUACCCACUCACGACGCGCAAGGAAAUGAGUUAAGUAAAGGUCUCAUUAAGAAAUUACAAAAAUUACAAACAGCACAAGAAAAAAAAUAUAAAGAAUAUUUAGAUUCUAUUCAAAAAUAAUAA
Molecule: messenger RNA, 2325 nt
Organism: Onthophagus taurus
Lineage: Eukaryota; Metazoa; Arthropoda; Insecta; Coleoptera; Scarabaeidae
Gene: CysRS
Product: cysteine--tRNA ligase, cytoplasmic
Biological process (GO): cysteinyl-tRNA aminoacylation
Cellular component (GO): cytoplasm
Molecular function (GO): ATP binding; cysteine-tRNA ligase activity
Source: RefSeq, a predicted model, not a curated record